UUAGAAUUGUUUUAAAUCUCUGGUUAACGAGCAAAAACCUUUUUUCCCCCAAAACACAGUUUCUAAUUGUAUUAUGUUGGUAAAUUCCAUGACAAUUUUAUACUUAAAUACAAUUUUACAGUAAUGCAGCUUUAAAAAAACAUACGAAUGUAGAAAUUUGAUCUACUUUUUCUUUUAAGUAAUAAUCAUUAUUGAAGUGUUAUCUUGUGCACAAUGACAUAACAUUGAGCUCCACUGAUGACGAAAAUGUAUAUUUGUUGAAAAUGUACUCACUAAAAGCGUUUUUAAUGUUUGAAAGCAAUUGUCAGAAAGAUAUACUCUGAUGUUAUUUCAAAAUUAUCUGAAAGAUUAUGACAUUAUCAAAUGAUGGUUAAUAUCACCUGUGGCAGUCUGACACAGAUAUACUCAAGAUGCUGGAACAAAUAAAACAGGCGCUGCAGCUAUUUAUACUUUUGGGAAAGAAAGGUCACUGUCAAGGAGGACUUUUGGUUCUACUCUGGGCUGAACCAGGAGCCGCAAACUGCUCUGUUGCAGCUGCGGGUUCCAAGUGGAGAAGAAUCCAACCGGAAACACUCCAAAAUGUGCUCACAGAUGUGAAGUUUUCCUGCACUGGAACAAUUCCUGAGCCUGACCCAGAGGAGCUGCAUGCUUUUACCGACGUGCACGGCUCCCUGAAACUACUGCUAUCCUUUCAGGUAAAGGAUUUAAGAUGCCUCAGUCCAGAGUGGCCUGCCCGUAUCAAAGCUUUCCUGAGCAUAUUUAGUCUGGCCAAUGCAGCGACUAGCGUGCACCUGCGUUGCAAAUUCCCCCAGCAGACCAUCCUGGAAGAAUUUAGAGCGAACUUCACAAAGAGACUUACACUGGCAAUGGAACCGUCACUGAUGUUGGAUGUCACUUGCAGUUCCCUCGGCAACGAGUUGGUGAAAAAAGGAAGCUGGUGUCCCGGAGGCCACCCUGUCCUGGGCAGCGUAUUGCCUCUUAGCAUCCCACCUGCGACCAUGGACAACGGCCUGUACGGCGAACUCAACAUGCAGCUUGUGGCUCUCCUGUCACCUUGUGUGCUGCAAUACCCUAAUCUGGAAACACUUCUUACGCAUGUAGAAGUGUUGUCUUACCCCCCAUCUCAUGUUCCAAUGACAUUCCCCUUCGCCUUCUUCCAAAGCCUUGUCACUCAUCUGGACUUCCAGGAAUUUGGGCAGCGAAUCCUCCACUGCCCCUCCUACAUUGAUCCUUCACAUGAAGGCAGCAUUGUAUAUGCUGUGGAGCACAAAACCUGUCAGGAACCUGAGAAAAGGUUACAGUUGCACCCUGUAAAGCAGAAACUCUUGAUCUUCCUCUUUUUGCAGCACACUGACCCAUUUGUCUCACAGCUUUCUGACUUUAUGGGUGCUGAUACCCUGAUUGGGCGCCACCUCGAGGACAUUCUGAACAACAACAGGCGGGCAGUCACAGGAGCGCUGCACACUGAGUUAAGUAAUACAUUGAAGGCUCAAGAUCGCAGAAAGAAGGACCAAGAGAAGCUGCUUUCGGCUGCUGAGGUCAUUCUUAGCACAUCCAUCAGUAUUGUGAGCUGCAGCACCAACUUGAACUUCAGACUAGCCUGCCUGAGUCGCAUGCAGGUGAGCAAUACUCAUGAACUGGCAGCCUCUCUCCGUGAAGCCUUGCUGAGGGUGAUAUCAUGGAGAUGUGUCCCCAGGAAAGGGUGCUACUCUGCUCAGGUAGAAGAACGUCUGGAAAGUGCUGAGGACACCAGAGCAGAAAUCUGAUCCUGAAAAAAUUUUUGCUCAUGGUUGAAUUCUGCAAAAGUAAUGUUAAAAAGAAUAGUUUAUAUUAUGUGCUUCUUGAAAAUGUACUUGAACCAAAAUAUGUUGAACCAUUUGUUUAUAGCUUGUUUCAAUGUUGGAAGCUUCGAAUCGAAAUUGAGCAAAAAAGCCCUUUAACUUAAACAUUGUACAACAUGUAAAUGUGGACAAUAAAAUGACAAUUAUGUCAAAAAUGUUAUGUUUUUCCACUAGAUGUCAGAAGGUACAAUAUACCUGUGUAUUCACCUGUUGCAAUUCAUACAACAGAAUAAGUCAUGGCCUGCUAUGAGUAUAUAAGCUUGUGUUCAAUUAAACAGGCCCACAUUUAACACAGAGCAAGUCAAUUUUGAAGUAAAUUGAGAAAAGAUUAUUAAUAAAGUAGUCAUACUUUUUGUGA
Messenger RNA from Phyllopteryx taeniolatus (common seadragon), 2199 nucleotides. It is a transcript of the gene top6bl, whose product is annotated as DUF4554 domain-containing protein. The transcript has 14 exons. The record is from RefSeq and is a predicted model, not a curated record. Gene Ontology annotation, biological process: meiotic DNA double-strand break formation. NCBI's taxonomy places the organism in Eukaryota, Metazoa, Chordata, Actinopteri, Syngnathiformes, Syngnathidae. Bases 411 to 1766 code for a protein of 451 amino acids.